AGGUCAGGGCAAUAUUUUAAGGGCUCUUGAGGGAUGGCGCUAGCAGGGGCGUGGCGCCGGGCAUCCGCAGUAGCGGCAUCGUCCAUCCCGGCCUCUCGCGCGUCCCCAGUCGUAGCGCCAGGCUACGGCGCAUCAGAUCCAUGGCGGAUUCCAGCUGCAUUUGGGGUUUUGGGGCGGCGGGGCAUGGCCGAUCUCCUCCCCGUCCAGGUCCGGCAGCCGGGCGACUCCCUGCCGCGCGUCGACACGCGCAUCGUGACGGCCAUCGCGGUGGACGAGGACGGGCGGCGCCACACGGUGCGCGCGCUCGCAGGUCAGUCGCUGUUUAGGGCUCUUGUGAAUGCAGGGCUGCGCCUCCACUUGUCACACCAGCUCGACACUUCGUGCUAUGGCUACGUGUGCCGUGUGAGCAUCAGCGACGAGUGGAGGGCGCGGAUCCCCGAGCCGACCGAGGACGAGCUUCACGUCCUCAAGCACCACUUCACGCCGCCCGACUUCGAUCCCUCCAUCCGGUGCAGCUGCAAGAUCAAGCUCAGCGACAAGAUCAAUGGCAUCGUGGUCGCGCUCGUCCCCGAGAAGUGCUGGGAUUUCACUUGAGAGGAGAGAAUGUGGGUUGUGAAGGGGUGAUCUUCGAUGGACAGUGUGCAAUAAGCUAUAGCAGGUGUCUUUUGCUUCUCUUGCCGGCAAGACCAUCGUCCCCAGGCCCGAGAUUUUUCAUGGGAUUAGCUCCUUGCAGCAAAUGCCCAUGGGGAUUUUGUUUCAUAGUUGAGGUCACUGUAAAGUCUUGACUUUUAUGCAAGAUCUAAAACAGAACAUAUAUACAUAUUAUCACUUGGAUCUCUCU
Messenger RNA from Selaginella moellendorffii, 841 nucleotides. RefSeq lists its product as uncharacterized. The coding region runs from base 34 to 594 and encodes 186 amino acids. The record is from RefSeq and is a predicted model, not a curated record. Gene Ontology annotation, molecular function: 2 iron, 2 sulfur cluster binding. Lineage: Eukaryota; Viridiplantae; Streptophyta; Lycopodiopsida; Selaginellales; Selaginellaceae. The transcript has a single exon. Gene Ontology annotation, cellular component: mitochondrion. Gene Ontology annotation, biological process: P450-containing electron transport chain.